Molecule: messenger RNA, 2916 nt
Organism: Fonsecaea monophora
Lineage: Eukaryota; Fungi; Ascomycota; Eurotiomycetes; Chaetothyriales; Herpotrichiellaceae
Exons: 5
Coding region: 1-2916 (971 amino acids)
Molecular function (GO): protein binding
Source: RefSeq, a predicted model, not a curated record
AUGGCACACGAGUUUGACUAUUUUGCCGAUGUUUUGCGCGCCACCCGGUUGAUUGUGUUUAUGGGUACGCCACAUAGAGGAAGUCAGGUUGCGGCAGCGUCGGCUCCCCUGGCAACAUUUACCAAUUUGUGGUUGGGUCUCUCCUUCACCUCGAAUUUUACUGCUUUGAUGAGGCUCGAUCUGAUCAGCAUGUUGUCGCGAGAUUCGGCAAAGCUCGAUGAGGUCAACCAAUCAUUCAAACGAAGAGCCGCUGCCAUGACCAUUAUUUCGUGCUACGAAAGAGUGAUACCUCCUGGUUGUUCUAAACUGGAGGUCGUUGAAAAACAAUCUGCCAUUCUUCGACUACCGGAGGAAAUCGAGAUCUCUAUCCAAGCCGAUCACAUGACCAUGUGCCGCUUCUCGUCAAGGAAUGAUUCUGGUUACGAACCACUGGCGCGAGCCAUAGUCUAUGCUGUGAAGCAGAUGAUGCUAGACACCUCGUAUCAUUGGCAAAUCCUGUCGGUCAAGAAAGACGUGGUCCGUCAGAUCAAGGUGGCUUACAGCUCGGGAAGACAUGAAUAUGUGCCAUCCUUCGAGACUCUCUGGCACGUAUUCGAAAUGACUGUGCGAGUCAUCUCGUGCGCUCGUCUGUACAUUGUCAUUGAUGCCUUGGAUGAAUGUGAGGAGAAGUCACGAUUACUGUUCCUAGCUAAGUUAAUCAAUAUGAUACAACCCAGGAGCCUGGAUGGCGGCGAGACGUGGUGCAAAAGAAUCAAGCUCAUCAUCAGCGGACAGCCCCUCGUCAGCCGAGCUUGGAAAAUUGGGCAUGAAAGCCUCCCCCGUUUCUACAUUGAUAUGGAGAAGCGUCCCGAGAGUUCGGUGGAGGACCUUCAACGGUUCGUCGACUACAAAGUGGAAGAUCUGAACUCGUUUCUCUGGCUGAGCGUCGUGCUGGAGGACGUUAAGCAGGACUUGCUUGAACUACCGCGAUGCCGAUGUACAAAGGGUAUCUUAAAGGAUUCGUACACGAAGCAUCUUCCACUGAUAUCGGAAAGCCAAUUGCCACGAUUGAGGUGUUAUCUGCAACUGCUGGUAGCAUGUGCGAGACCGUUGACGCCAUCUGAAGUCGACGUCUUCGCGACACUGCACCAUCAGCAGUCGACCGCGUCUAUUUCUCCCAUCGAUGGGGCAUUGGUGCAGAAUAGCCUUCAUCGCGUUCUAGGGCCUCUGAUCAAGUUUCCCGAUGGAAAGGUCCAAUUCAUCCACUCGACGGUAAAGGGAUAUCUCUUGGCCCUCCAAUCUGAACCCGACCGUCUUCACAAGACUCACGGUGUGGAUCUCGACACGGCGCAUUCGCUUCUGGCGAAAGCUUGCAUCGAAACCCUUCUGCAAGAGGCGGAUGGCCCCGAUGCACCCGACGAAGAGAGACUUUCACCAGAGAUGUCCCCGUCCAGUCCCACCUCUGCCUGUUCUUCGAGAGGCCAAGCCGACCACGACCAGGACGCACCUUGGACGGAACUGUUCAGCAUUGAGGAUAUCGCCUUCCUGCGAGAUGAAAACACCAUCUCAGACGACGUCUUGUCACAUCUCAGCGGUCGCUACCCGAGUUACGAUUAUGCCACGCGGUACUGGGAUUAUCAUGACACCAAGGCCGACUACCUCGCUGAUGCUUCUACACAACAAGAUGCAAUCAAGCUGCUGUCCUGCGGGUCACCGCGACUCUCUAGAUGGUACAAGUACAAAGCCAACCAUUCACCUACUGCGAUGCCUGGUCAAUCUGAAGUUGACGCUCUGGUCCUCGCGGCACUGUUCAAUUUCCUAACAAUCUUACAGACGCUCUUAUCGACCCGUGGACCUCCAAGGCAAGGCAACAAGCUUCAAUCUGCACUAUAUUGGGCGUCGUCCCGCGGUCAUGUCCAGUCCAUCAACGUCUUACUCGAGUACAAGGCACCUCUUCUCGACGCAGAUCGUGAUAGAUCAGCGUUGGCUAUCGCCAUUCAAAGCGGACACGCUGAGGCCUGCGAAGUGUUACUCGGCACGGACGAUGCUGAUCCCAAUCAUUCCGGUCUGAGAACUCUACCACCCCUUGCCCUCGCAGCGGCCCAUAGCCAUGUCGAAAUAUUGGUCAGGCUGCUUCAGCAUGCAUCCAUUGACGUGAAUCAGACCGAUGCGUCAGGACACACGGCCCUCAUCCAAGCGUGCUGUUACGGCUCCGACCAAUGUCUGAAAGAACUAUUGCGAGACGACCGCACCAACAUCAACUCGCGUGAUAGAGACGGCCGCAGCGCCCUGAUCCACGCUUCCAUGUCAAGCAAUGUAUUCGCGGUGGCAAGGUUGCUGAGGAAGUCGUUAUUAGAUAUGCAUGUGUGCGACAAGUACGGCCGAAAUGCCAUGUCAUAUGCGGCCGAGAAAGCCACACUCCUCAUCGUAAGGCGCUUGUUCCACGCCUCCGGAGCGACAAAGGACCCCGACCAUCACGGACAGUGUGUCCUUGUAUACCUCGUCAAGAAAUACCCUACAGGCGCCAACUCCCAGGACAAAGACGGUUGGCCGCCUCUAGCCUGGGCCAUGGACCGACCUGGGUAUCUCGAAGCUAUCCGAAUCCUUGUCGAAAAGGGCAAAGCGGACGUCAAUCAGAGAAGUCGAGCCGGCGGUCGUUCCUUGCUGGAUUGGGCGGCCACUGAGGGGUUUACGCAGAUUGUCGAGUACCUGUUGAGUCUGCCGCACUUGGACAAGAAUGCGACAAGCGCCGAAGGCCGAUCGCCGUUGUCAUACGCCGCGGCAAACGGCAACGUGCGUAGCGUAGGACUGCUUUUGGGCGAGAGCGAGGUCAGGGCGGAUUUGCGGGAUUCGAAAGGGAGGACCGCCAUGGAUUGGGCACGGAUGAAUCAUCAGGACGCAAUUGUUUCCGUACUAUCUGAACACGGUUUGGAGUAG